Molecule: messenger RNA, 654 nt
Organism: Paramecium tetraurelia
Lineage: Eukaryota; Ciliophora; Oligohymenophorea; Peniculida; Parameciidae
Exons: 5
Cellular component (GO): Golgi apparatus
Molecular function (GO): GTP binding; GTPase activity
Source: RefSeq, a predicted model, not a curated record
AUGGAUCAAUAUCACUUUCUAUUUAAAUACAUUAUAGUUGGUGAUACGAGUGUUGGAAAAUCAUGCAUAUUGUUAAAUUAUACUGAGAAGAAAUUUAAUGAGGACCAUGAAACAACAAUCGGAGUAGAAUUUGGAAGUUAAUUAUUAAAAAUCAAUGACAAGACAAUAAAGAUUUAAAUUUGGGACACUGCUGGAUAAGAGAGCUUUAGAUCCAUAACUAGAUCGUAUUAUAAAGGAUCUAUUGGAGUAGUUCUAGUUUUUGAUUUAACCAAAAAAGACAGUUAUUAUAAUGUGAUGAAAUGGCAUAAUGAAAUAUUAGAUUGCACACAUGAAUUCGUUGAGAUUAGUUUAGUUGGGAAUAAAUUAGAUUUAGAAUCAGAUCGUCAAGUUUCGACUAAAGAGGCCCUUGAAUAUGCCCAGUCAAAUAAAAUGAAUUAUGUUGAAACGUCUGCAAAAACUGGUUAGAAUGUAGAUAAAGUAUUCGAAGACAUAGCUCAGCGAAUAUUAGUAAAAAUUGAGAAUAAGGCAAUUGAUUACACAUAAGAAGUGUAUGGAAUUAAAUUAGGACCUUUCUUUCAGAAUCCAAAAUAAGUAACAAAUACAUCUUCAACUCUAAAGUCAGAACCAGAGAAGAAGGAUAAAACAUGUUGUUGA